Striga hermonthica is the source of this 1485-nucleotide messenger RNA. NCBI's taxonomy places the organism in Eukaryota, Viridiplantae, Streptophyta, Magnoliopsida, Lamiales, Orobanchaceae. The record is from the annotation of a GenBank genome assembly.
AUGGAUUGCCGGAAAGAUUUCCGAUCAAUUCUGCCAUUUUUGCCGGUGAUCAUCCGGUCCGACGGCGCCCAUUGGCCUCCGCCGGUGGAGGAAGCUCUCAGGUACCUGUCCAGAGGCCCGAGUAAGAGCAACGUCAAUUCCGGUCAACUCUUUGCCCUUGCCAUCGCCGACCUGCAAAAUUCUCUCGGCGUUUCCACUCUCCAUCCCUCUGCAUCGCUUGGCUUAUCUCUAUUCUUCGACACUUUGAUGAGUAAGGAUGAGUCUGAGACUUGGUUUAGAGACGUUAUUCCAAGGCUUGCAGAUUUACUUCUAAAGUUGCCUGCACUGUUAGAAGCCCACUAUCGAAAUGCGGCCAUCAUCAAUGGAAUGGAAACUGGUCUUAAAUUAUUGGAGGCGCAACAGCCAGGCAUUGUGUUUCUUAGUCAGGAAUUGAUUGCAGCUCUUCUGGCUUGUGCUCUUUUCUGCUUGUUUCCAACCACUGGCCGAGGCGACAAACAUCUUCGAUCUAUCAACUUCGAUAAAUUAUUUUUGGCAAAUCAAGAAAAUAAAAUUAAGUGUAUAGUUCACUAUUUUGAGAGGGUAUGCCAGAAUAUGCCUGCAGGGAAUGUUUCCUUUGAGCGCAAAGUUCUCCCCUUGAGGAACAGUUGUCCAUCUAACAUUGUUUACCCGGAUGUUGAUUUCUGGAUCAACUCUACCAUUUCCCUCUGCAGGCUUGAGGUUCACAUAUCUGGUUUAAUCGAAGAUCAGCCGACCGAAGCUCUCGAAGUGGACUUUGCAAAUAGAUACAUAGGGGGCGGUGUCCUAAGACGUGGCUGUGUUCAAGAAGAAAUCCGUUUCGUGACAAAUCCAGAACUUAUCACGAGCGUGCUUUUUCUGCCUAUGAUGGCGGAUAACGAGGCUAUCGAGAUCAUCGGCUCAGAAAGAUUCUCAAACUACACCGGCUAUUCAGAUUCCUUCCGCUUUUCCGGCGACCGUGAGGAUGAAAGGGGUAUCGACACAUUGGGAAGGCGAAAAACGCGGAUAAUCGCGAUCGAUGCCCUUCGUCGCCCGGGAGAAGUGCAGUACACGCCAGAAUGCCUCCUUCGUGAAAUUAAUAAGUCGUUUUGUGGCUUUUUCAAUCCAUUUGAAGGGGAAGGGGAAGGGGAAGUGGAAGGGGAAGGGGAAGGGGAAGGUGAAGGUGAAGGUGAAGGUAAAGAGAUUGGUGUAGCUACUGGGAACUGGGGUUGUGGGGCUUUCGGGGGAGAUCCUCAAGUUAAGGCCAUGAUCCAGUGGCUGGCAGCUUCUCAAGCUGGGAGGUCUUUCGUGUUGUACUAUACAUUUGGUUUGGAGCGGUUGGAGAAGUUUGAAAUGGUUGUGCAGUGGAUCGAGUCUCGAAAAUGGAAUGUCGGUGAGGUUUGGAGUAAGUUGGUGGAGUACUCGGGUCAGAGAUUGAGCGGGAAAACCGCGGUUGGAUUUUUCGAAUGGCUUAUGAUGUACUCGGCGUGA